Messenger RNA from Aphanomyces astaci, 1552 nucleotides. RefSeq lists its product as hypothetical. Gene Ontology annotation, molecular function: metal ion binding. Lineage: Eukaryota; Oomycota; Saprolegniomycetes; Saprolegniales; Verrucalvaceae. Bases 1 to 1527 code for a protein of 508 amino acids. The transcript is spliced from 6 exons. The record is from RefSeq and is a predicted model, not a curated record.
AUGUCCAAGCUAUCGUUGCCGCCGCACUUUUUCCAGUGUCCGCAGCUCAGUGAUACGGACACGGCAGAUCUCAAAGCCUUCGCCGCGCGCGCGUCCAUAGAUGUGAUUCGCCAUGCCAGGCUACACAACGGCCCGAUCAAGUGGUCCGUCGUCGAGGAUGACCACGACCUGCGAGUGUUGAAGGGGUACGAUCCCGCCGCGCCGGCAGGUGUCCUCUCGUACGCCUCUUCCACGUACCUCUACGCUUCCAUCGACGAAGUAGCCAGUCUGUUUCGGGCCGAAACGGACGAAGAGUACCAGGCGUAUCGUCGGCACUUUGCCCCGGACUUGUUGGACGGCGCGCCGCUGUAUACGCUGACAUCGCCGACCCCAGCCAACCCGCGUAAAUUUGUCGGAAUCAAAUGGAUGGCAGUGGCCAGUCCGGUGGUCGCCGUGGUGAAACACCGCGACUUUUGUGCCAUCGAGUGCCGGUAUGAUUUCGACAUACAAGGCAGGCGUGGGUAUGUCCGGUGCCUCAAGUCCGUGUCGUUGGCAUGUUGUCCGGACCUGGAGGCGUCGAUGGGGUUCGUCCGGGGCACGUACCAUCGGCUGGCGCAUGUAUUUUUAGAAACCGAUCGGCCGGGGUACCUCCACGCGUUCCAGUUGCUGCAGGCCGACUUUCGCGGCAACAUCCCCACGUGGCUGUCGAAAUUAAGUGCAAAAAAGCGCGCCAAGUCAUUGGGGGAUAUGGAUUUGUUCCUGCGGGGCCAGCGGCUGACCCGAACUGCCUUCUUAAACGACCGAGAACUCGUGCUCAAGGGCAACAGAAGCCGCUGCUUCGAUUGCCAGGUGGCAUUUGGGACGUUCGGAACCAAGUGGUCGUGUCGAAAGUGUGGCGAAGUGGUGUGCAAAGCCUGUUCCAAGUCGUGGCGAGUGCACGUCGAUGGCAUGAGCCAAAGUUUGCGCGUGUGCACUUCCUGUACGACCUCCAACGGGCUCAGUGGUGAGCUCAGCAUCGGCAGUCAACUGAAACACACCAAGUACCUGACCCCGUCCAUAACGAUAUCGAAUUCAACUUUGCAAGGUCAGACAAAAGGUAGCACCACCACGCCGACUCUUGGGGGUGGGGGGUGGCAUCCCCGCGCGGGGACACCGUCGUCGUCCUCUGCAGCCCCGACCCCAACAUCCCGAACCACCGGAAGCUCGAACCCCCGUUUUCUCAAGUCCGCUUCUUCUGCCCUCAACCGCGGCCCAACCUCCCCGCCCAAGUUUGAUUGCCUCAACGAAUCCAUCAUUCAACACCCGACAGGCGACAGAAGUACUACCAACAUUUCCGUGAACGAUCUGGACGACUUGGACGGCAGCUUCAUACCCACGCAACACCACCACCCUCCUCAUCAGCAUUACCGAGGACAGCCUCCACAUGCAGUGGGCGGCAGAAGACUGACGGUUGUACCACCUUCGAACCAGCAACCGCACAACAACAGCACUCUCCCCACCGAGCUAAACCAUCGAAACGACCUCAUUCCGCUGGUCAUGUCGCCAUAAUAAGUCCAAAUAUUUGUAUGAUGAG